AAUAAAUAUAUAUGUGAAUCAUCAUCACAUGAAUCAGAAACAUUAGUAGAGGGCGAUUCCAUUAUAAUCUUCUCGGGUCAUGCUAAAUAACACGGUGGAGAAGCCAUGCUACUGAGUGCCGUGCUCAUCUCGUUGGUGAGUUCCGACCGGUGCGCGUGGCCUACGUGUCCCGACUCGUCGCGCCAGCCACGUGCGACUCGGCCGCGUCCCACGUCGCUGCGACAACAUCUGUGGGCCGGGCCCACCGCAUCAGAACCGUCCGUCGGCGUGGCCGUGAACGCACUCCGGCGCUCCCUGAUUCGCCCACGUGGCGACCUUUUGUUCUUCCCCCCCCUCGCUCCUCGCCGAGAAUACCGCGUGCCGUCUGUCUCUGACGCCAGCCGUCCAUCCUUUGAUAAGCAUGAAUCGAGAGGUCCCGCCGUGCCGAUUGAUCGCCGGGACCAACGCGACCUCGGUAAGCUGCGCUAGUAAUGCUAGCGUGUGCCGGUCCGCCUCCCGCCUAUAAAGGGUCCGCGACCUACUCGUCAAUGCUAUGGCCGUCUACCCGUCCAGGUCGGCUUAAUCGGCUCGCCGUUGACAGGACCUGGGUGGAAAAAAAGUGGUUGGUGGUUAUAUUUUUCCGGUGUAGUACAUAGAAAGAUGUCGUCGGCGGCGGCUUGGAUGGAGCCGAGCUUGGACGUGGACAAGCUGAGCCACGAGAUCUUCUCGAUACUGGAGAGCAAGUUCCUCUUCGGAUACGACGAGCCCAAGCUCUUCCUCUCCUCCACUCCCGCCACCAUCGCGGCAGCCGGCAGGGUACGCGUCCUCUCCAUCGACGCGGCCGACGGUGCCCUCGCCGGCGCCGCACUCGUCCGCCUCGAGGCCUCUCUCCGCAAGCAGUGCGGCGACCCCGCCGCCCGCGUCGCCGACUUCUUCGACCUCGCUGCCGGAUCCGGCGCUGGGGGCGUCCUCUCGGCCCUCCUCUUCACCCGCGGCCCCGACGGUCGGCCACUCUUCUCAGCCGCCGAGGCCCUCCGCCUCCUCACCAAGCACCGCCACCGCCUCUCCUCCGGGGCCCAGCGGAAGGGAAUCCUGCGUGGCAUCCUCGGCCGGUCGGGCGGAUUGUUCCGGCGUGUGUUUGGGGACGCAACGUUGCGGGACACCCUCAAGCCGGUGCUCAUCCCGUGCUAUGACCUAGCGACGGCGGCACCCUUCGUGUUCUCGCGGGCAGACGCCGUGGAGGCGGACGGCUACGACUUCCGGAUGGGGGAGGUGUGCGCCGCCACGUGCGCGGACUCGUUGGCCGGGGCGGCGCCGGUGGACAUGCACUCGGUGGACGGGCGGACGCGGAUCCGGGCGGUCGGUGGCCGGCUGGCGAUGUGGAAUCCCACGACGGUCGCCAUCACCCACGUGCUCAACAACCGUCAGGAGUUCCCCGCCGCCGCCGGGGUGGAGGACCUCCUCGUGGUUUCACUCGGCGGCGCGGAUUCCGCGGCCUCACCCGGGAAGCGCCCGGCGCUUCCGUCGGCGGCGGAACUCGCGAGGAUCGCAGGCAGUGCGCAGGCCGACGUCGUCGAUCAAGCGGUGGCGAUGGCGUUUGGGGAGAACCGGGCGACGAACUACGUACGGAUCCAGGGACACGUGGCGGUGCCGGUGACGACAGCGGCGGCGGAGGCGGCGCUGGCGGACAGGGGCGUGGACUCGGCGCUGUUCCGCGGCAGGAAGCUGUCGGAGCGCACCAACGGGGAGAAGCUGGACCUCUUCGCGGCGGAGCUGAUCAGGGAGCACGACCGGCGGCGGAAGCGCGGCGACGCCCCGACGGUGGCGAUCAAGCCCUCGACGCCGCCCUCUCCGUGCUCCUCAGAGUCGACAAGAUGGCCUGCAAUCCUUCUCCCUGUUCAAGAACUCAGAAAUUAAAUAGGAAAAAUAAAUAGAAAA
This is a messenger RNA of Musa acuminata AAA Group (dessert banana), 1917 nucleotides long. Its product is annotated as patatin-like protein 3. The coding region runs from base 640 to 1896 and encodes 418 amino acids. Gene Ontology annotation, biological process: lipid metabolic process. The transcript is spliced from 3 exons. The record is from RefSeq and is a predicted model, not a curated record. Lineage: Eukaryota; Viridiplantae; Streptophyta; Magnoliopsida; Zingiberales; Musaceae.